AUGGGCUCCUCGGGCGGCAGCGGUGGCGGUGGUGGCGGCGUUCCGCCGGGUUUUAGGUUUCAUCCUACCGAUGAAGAGCUCCUUCAUUACUACUUGAAGAAGAAGGUGUCGUUUCAAAAGUUCGACAUGGAAGUCAUUCGAGAGAUCGACUUGAACAAGAUCGAACCGUGGGACUUACAAGAGAAAUGCAGGAUAGGAUCGACGCCACAAAACGAGUGGUACUUUUUCAGCCAUAAGGAUAGGAAGUACCCAACAGGAUCAAGAACCAAUAGAGCCACUAACGCCGGUUUCUGGAAGGCCACGGGCCGAGACAAGUGCAUUCGCAACUCUUACAAGAAGAUCGGGAUGCGCAAAACCCUCGUGUUCUACCGUGGUCGAGCUCCUCACGGCCAGAAGACUGAUUGGAUCAUGCACGAAUAUCGUCUCGAAGANGAAUAUCGUCUUGAAGACACCGAUGAUCCUCACUUCAAUAACUCUGAGGACGGGUGGGUGGUUUGUCGGGUUUUCAAGAAGAAGAAUCUAUUCAAAGUGACAAACGAAGACGGAGGAGGAGGGUCUAGCGCUAACUCCGACCCGCAACUAAACAACGCCCAAUCAUCCGCCUCAAUCACCACACCACGCACCUUCAUGCAUAGAGAAUCCCAAUACCAACUCCGCCAACCACACCAAAAUUACGCGUCCCUGCCCACAUUCGAGCUCAACAAAUCGGACCUAGCCCUUCACUACAUGCCAUCCACAGCCCCACCUUCCCAUUUCCCCCAUCACCUCUUUCACCCCAACAUUUCUACCAUGAACAGCAACCAUAAGUCCCUCGGCGACGCCUCCGAGGCCUACGACUACCCGGCCCUAUCAUCGCUGCCACCGGACACUCCGCUCAUGGUGAAGCAGCUGAUGUCUAAUCCCGAAACUAGCCAACCGGCCGAUAGUAUGACCGAGCCUUGGGCCAUGUUGGAUCGGCUCGUUACGUCUCAUCUUGGGAAUGAGGAUUCGUCUAAGGAUGUGAGGUAUGAGGACGAACACGGGUUGUCGUCGAUUAGCCAAAUCAAUCAGCUUUCGAUGAGGGGAGAGAUGGACUUUUGGAGGUACGCUAAAUAA
This is a messenger RNA of Cucurbita pepo subsp. pepo (vegetable marrow), 1095 nucleotides long. RefSeq names its product protein BEARSKIN2-like. NCBI's taxonomy places the organism in Eukaryota, Viridiplantae, Streptophyta, Magnoliopsida, Cucurbitales, Cucurbitaceae. Gene Ontology annotation, molecular function: DNA binding. Gene Ontology annotation, biological process: regulation of DNA-templated transcription. The record is from RefSeq and is a predicted model, not a curated record.